CAUUAUUAUGUGAUAUUACGUUACAACUAACAAUAACACAGAAAUUAUGUAUUUUGGGACACAUUUUAAAUAAUAACCUUUGCAUUACGGAACCGUUAUACAAACUUUUUGAUUUCCUUUUCGUCGUUAAUUCUGUAGAGUUUGUUGUAAUCAUGGAUGCAUGUUCUUCUGCGGUUGCCGUUUACCAGCAAACCAUUGAGAAUCAUGCACCGGUCUUGUUCUUCCUACAAUCUGAGCGUGAUGAGGAUGAGCGGUCGGGUGAGGUCCAACUAGUUCGUAUCAUUGUUACUGAAAGCGAACAGCUGCUCCAUUUCGUCCUUCCCUCUGGCCACGCAUGGACGGUCUCCCAGUCUGGAUCUCACCCUUCGGCGCCUUACCAGCCCGGAAUUUGUGCACCCCCUCCACCGUUGUACACUCCUCCGUCUUCUUUUGAUCCGGUGCUGUAUCGCAAUUUUGGAAUCAUGCGGAAGAUCAGUAGGAUGUUCUUAACCAUCUGUCAGCAGCUGCGUCGGGGACUGGUACCUGGUCUGGAUUAUGAAGGGCCCGGAACGCAGUGGGAUGAUUUUAUGCUGGAUGAUGAAGGGGUGUUGGCUCCUAAGCCAGAUCGUCUCCGUCGGAAUGCGUUGUCGCUUUUCCCUGAACGUAACGCACGGAAGUUUAUUGCAGUUGUCAAAGUCUUAGCACGUAUUUACAUGCUGCUGAAGGAGAACCUUACCGCUACCUUGAGGGCGUUGUUUUACGAAGAUGUCCCGUUUUUCAUCGAGCAGGAAGCCGUCAACUGCGCCGUGAAUAUUAUCACCCUCAUGCUGCGUGUUCCACGCUAUCAUCUGAACAUUGUGGCGUCGGAAAAGGCGCUGGUCGCCGGUCACCUGUCGUUUCGCGACAACAAUGUCAUUUUUGACUGCAUGCACACGUAUAGCGGCAUCUCCAUUCCCACUUCAGUGGACAAUGUAGAAAUCCUGCAGUCGGACGCCCAAGUUAUUUUUAUUAUAGAAAAAGAUGCCACCUUUCAGCAACUCAUAGCCGAAGGGAUUUGUGGCCCCGAGUUUCCGCUGCCAUGUAUCGUUAUGACUGGAAAAGGUUAUCCUGAUUACAGUAUUAGAUUAUUCCUGCGCAAAUUGUGGAUACAGCUUCAGAUUCCCAUUUUCCUUAUAACGGAUAGCGAUCCACAUGGAAUGGACAUCAUGUGCGUUUAUCGGCUCCCCAUUUUGAUAAUUUGAUUAUGGCUGUUCCUACGGUGAGGUGGCUGGGUCUUCUCCCGUCAGACUGGGAGCGUUUUGGCGUUGAUGUUCAGAGCCUUCCGCCGUUGAUAGACGAUGAUCGCAAAUUAUUGUUAGAUAUUUUACAACGACCUUAU
Messenger RNA from Paramacrobiotus metropolitanus, 1357 nucleotides. Its product is annotated as meiotic recombination protein SPO11-like. Gene Ontology annotation, molecular function: DNA binding; ATP binding; DNA topoisomerase type II (double strand cut, ATP-hydrolyzing) activity. Gene Ontology annotation, biological process: meiotic DNA double-strand break formation; reciprocal meiotic recombination; meiotic DNA double-strand break processing. The record is from RefSeq and is a predicted model, not a curated record. The coding region runs from base 153 to 1220 and encodes 355 amino acids. The transcript has 9 exons. Lineage: Eukaryota; Metazoa; Tardigrada; Eutardigrada; Parachela; Macrobiotidae. Gene Ontology annotation, cellular component: nuclear chromosome.